Messenger RNA from Zasmidium cellare ATCC 36951, 879 nucleotides. RefSeq lists its product as uncharacterized. The record is from RefSeq and is a predicted model, not a curated record. NCBI's taxonomy places the organism in Eukaryota, Fungi, Ascomycota, Dothideomycetes, Mycosphaerellales, Mycosphaerellaceae. The coding region runs from base 1 to 879 and encodes 292 amino acids. The transcript has a single exon.
AUGGCCUACAAUCCUUUCCAGCCGCCGAAGCCCGUGACAACGGUCGGAGGAGUAAUUGCACCCAGCUUCGGAAAGCCAUGGCUGCUUUAUGCUUACCCUUGGAUGCCAUUUCCGCGCCGAGUCAUCAUAUACCUACGAGAGAAAGGUAUCCCAGAGUCUCAGGUCAAAGUCGCCCGUGUCCAGGAUCCCAAGUUUGGCAACGAAGUCAUAGACACAAGCCUUGCCCCUCGACCAGCAGGAAGUCUUCCAAUUUUGGCUGUGCCGUCUCAAGAUCAAAGUGCCGACGACAGAGGCUACAUAUACAUUCGUCAGGCCAACGCCAUCAUGUACUUCUUGGAGGAGUUCUGCAACGACUUUCAAUAUGGCUUCGCAAAGCCUUACGGGUCGUUCCUCGGCAAGACGCCACUGCAACGUGCAAGGAUUGCCGAAGUCAUGUCUCUGGCAGAAGAGCUAAUGGUAGCUUGGAAUCCCGUCAGGACGUUUGGGACUGGUGCGGGACCCGUCUCAAUCCCCGAGGCAUCAAGAGAAAUGCUGCGAUGGGUCCGCAGAGCCCUGAUGACCGUCGAGCGCUUCUUCAAGGACCGAGACAUGACUUUGCUUGAGGGAGGGAAGACUUUACACAUCAACAUGGCAGACAUCGUUCUCUACAACUUUCUGGAGUUCGUGGACGACUGCUACGGAGUUGAUAUGACCAUCGGCUCUGGCGACAUGGUGGAGGAUGUUUAUGGCCGUCAGGUCACAGAGGUCUUUCCGAAGCUAGUGGAAUUUUACCAGGCGUUCAAGACGAGGGAAAGUGCGAAGAGGGAUGAGGAGAGAGGUGAGGUGGCGCCUGAGUAUGCCAAGAGCAUGAUGUCGAAGUGGGCAGACGGGGUGUUGUGA